AUGCCCAGAAAAACUAAAAACAAAUCUUCUAAUCAUAAUAAUCAUUCAAAUUCUAACAAAUUAACUAACGGAGAUGAUAUCGCAGAUGAUGAUUUUGAUUCUACUGACGAAUCUGAAGAUAGCUCAGCUGAAUUACUUACACAUAAAGUUGAGGAUAAUAUAUUCAAAACCUUGAUGAAAAUUAAGAAUGAUGAUCCUGAUAUCUACAAUUAUGACCAUAAAUUCUUUAACGACUCGGACUUUGAACCAGAUGAAGAUGAUAAAUCAAAUAAAACCGAGAAACCAUUUACAUACUCUGAUUUAGUUCGUGAAACACUAUUGAAAGAUGGUUCUGAAGCUUUUGAAAAUGACCAACUUAAUCCCAACGGGCUUUCAUAUGAUGAUGAACAGAGUUUACUCAAGAAAGAGUUUUUAGAGGCUUCCAAAACUAUAGACGAUUCGGAAUUUUUAACUAAAAGUGACUCAAUUGACGUGAUUCCAGAAUUGAUACCAUCUCGAACCAUAUCUGAUAAACCUUUAAGGGAAAGUGAAUUGAUUUCAAGUUAUUGGGCUUCACAGGGAAAACUUGACGAGAAUGAAGAGUUUUUGAAGGACUACAUACUUAACCAGAGAUGGAGAGAAGACAGACUUGAGAAUUUUAAAGUCGACCAUACCCUACAGAAAAUUGACGAAUAUGAUGAAGAACAUAUUGAGAAGGCUGAUGAGUUUGAACUAAAAUACAAUUACAGAUAUGAGGAAGAAGAUGGAGCAAAAAUCAUUGGAUAUCCCAGAAAUAUAGAAGAUUCAGCCAGGAAACCGGAUGAACGAAGACGUCAGAAAAGACUUGAAAAGAAGAAACGGAAGUUGGAGGAGAAAGUUAGAAGAGAUGAGAAGAUCAAAAGACUGAAGAAUCUGAGAAAAUCAACGUUUGAGAAGAUAAAGGAAAUAGAAUCAACUGCUGGAGUAACUAUUAAACAUGAUGCAAUUGAUUUUGACGCACCAUAUGAUCCAGCACAACACGAGCGUGACAUGAAGAAAAUAAUAGGUCUAGGGUACGAUAAGCAGGACGACAAUUACGAUUCUGACUUGAAUCCUGAAAUGUGGUGGAUGUGUGACGACUGUAAGAAAGGAAUCCCGUCAGGACAAACACAUUAUGACUGUAAAGAAUGUGACGACUUUACUUUGUGUGAAAAAUGCCUAACAGUUACUGGUCACGAGCAUAAGGACUUUGAGGGCAAGAAUGUUCCAAUAAUUUGUGCUCCGCCUGAGGAAAUUGAGAACUACGACCUCGACUACGAAGACUAUAUCGGUGACAUGCCAGUCAAGUUCAAGUAUCGUAAAGUUGAGCCUUACCCGUGUGAUAUAAAUGUAGUUCUCGAAAAGUCUGACAAAGAGUUAAACCAAAUCAUGCCACUGAAGCACCUGAUUGGCUAUGACUUACCAAACCCUAAUGAUAUAAAGGUCCGUAAGCCUCGAAAGAAUAAAGAAGUCAAAAUGACUGAAAGGAAGAGGAAACAAAUGUUAAAGGCCAUGACUCCAUACAACGUUAACAGGGACAGACUUAAAGCCUUUGGCCUCGAUAAGAAAUUUAAACGCCAUAAGCAAUAG
Molecule: messenger RNA, 1587 nt
Organism: Theileria annulata
Lineage: Eukaryota; Apicomplexa; Aconoidasida; Piroplasmida; Theileriidae
Exons: 8
Coding region: 1-1587 (528 amino acids)
Biological process (GO): endonucleolytic cleavage in ITS1 to separate SSU-rRNA from 5.8S rRNA and LSU-rRNA from tricistronic rRNA transcript (SSU-rRNA, 5.8S rRNA, LSU-rRNA)
Cellular component (GO): 90S preribosome; nucleolus
Source: RefSeq, a predicted model, not a curated record